UAUAUAUACCCCUGCGCUGGCCCUCCUUGUGUUUCGAGACAAUUCACCUGCUUUAACGCAUAGCUCAGGUUUUUCAGGAGGCCAAGAAGAUUCACAUUCUGUUUCCUACCAUAACUUCAACCUUUAAAGAUUUCCCAAAAAUCUGCCAAUCAUUUACAGUCUUCUGCUCCACUUAGCAGCACACUUUUCUGACAAGCUAGCCCAGAAUGAGGAAGUUUUCGAUAAUCUCUCUUCUACUUCUGUCAAUCCUAGUUGAUCAUCAAGCUCAAGGUGCACGCUUGAUAAAGGAUUCUCCCUUAGCAGAACAACACAAAGUCCAUGAAGGCAAAAGUGAUUUGAGCAGUAGUAGUAUUGGAGUUGAAGAUCAGGUGAACCCUAGCGUGGAGAGUCAUGGCUCAGAAUUAGGAUCAAAUAGAAAAGUUAUGAAAAAAACUCUCUCUCCUUCUAGCACGACCCCCACCACUACCACCACCACCACCUCGAAGAAUGACAAGAAUGAUCACCAAGGAAAUUAUAAGAAAGCUGAGCCGGUACUGGAGGGCCAAUCAAGUAGUGACAGAUCAGGUGGAAAAGAAGAAAAUUUCUCGGUUAAUUCAUCACCAUUGACUCACCACCCGCCGGAGACAGCCCUCGAUCAUUAUCCGGACAUAUUAGACAUAGCUGGGAUGGAUUAUUCUCCGGCCAAAAGAAAACCGCCAAUCCACAACUAGUGCAUGAAGAAUUCAGUACUAAAGAAAGAAACUAGAGAAGUUGGACAGCAUUGCGGAAAAUGCUGCCAUUUUUUAGGAUUAGGAAGAUUUUGUACAUAUAACAUUUUAUUAUUUUGCUUAGAUAAUAAUCACUGAUUAAUUUAUUGCUAGGUAAUCAGCCGUCGAGGCUAAUCAGCAUUUUGUAGCUUAGUAUAAAAUUAUCCCAAGAAAGGGGAAGGAUCAAAAUAACAUCUGUCAUGGCUCUUUUUUA
This is a messenger RNA of Coffea eugenioides, 960 nucleotides long. RefSeq lists its product as uncharacterized. The coding region runs from base 207 to 710 and encodes 167 amino acids. The transcript is spliced from 5 exons. NCBI's taxonomy places the organism in Eukaryota, Viridiplantae, Streptophyta, Magnoliopsida, Gentianales, Rubiaceae. The record is from RefSeq and is a predicted model, not a curated record.